Messenger RNA from Dreissena polymorpha, 5962 nucleotides. RefSeq lists its product as uncharacterized. Gene Ontology annotation, molecular function: lipid binding. The coding region runs from base 952 to 2673 and encodes 573 amino acids. Lineage: Eukaryota; Metazoa; Mollusca; Bivalvia; Myida; Dreissenidae. Gene Ontology annotation, biological process: lipid transport; lipoprotein metabolic process. The transcript has 6 exons. Gene Ontology annotation, cellular component: membrane; extracellular region. The record is from RefSeq and is a predicted model, not a curated record.
GUCUUUUAUUUAACUGAAGCUGAAUGUGAUGCACAUGAAAAUAUUUACAAUAAAAGCUAGUAAAUCAAUUCACGGAGUUUAUAUUUAUUGAGGUAUACAAAAUCUGUCUAUAAUUACUUCACACCAUUGGACAAUAAAUCAAAUGGCAUAGUUAUAAAUGUUUAUCUCUUGGCUGAAUGAAAGACCAUCUUGAUGAGAAUUUUCUGUCUUUGUAUAAAAAGUAUAUAAUCUUAAAAAAAAUCCGUUAAAAGAAGUGGUUUAACUGAUUAAUUAAAUGAAAAGCCUUGCUAUGUUUGUUAUUUUGAUAGUCAUUCACAUUGCCCAUACAUUUGUUUUAUAGUAUGCUUUUUUAACAUUUAAGUUUUUUUGCAGAUAUUGAAACAAUGUAUUGCGGGUUUUAUAUUGCGCAAUCUCCGAAAUGCCCCUUCGUCUGUCCCGUAAGGGAUCAGAUCAUGAGUGUAAACAUAAUUUCAGUAACAAUACCUGUCAAUGAAUUAUGAUUUGUAACUAGAAAAUUUAAAAUCGGCGGACACUUCUAUAAACCGUGUCAUAUCAUAUUGAAUAAUAUUUGUGUUGUAUAUAGGAUUAUAUGGCAUGGUAAAAUUGUUUAGAAAUAAACUCUAUUUAAAAGGCUUCUUAAGACUUAAUGGGUUUCAUAGUCACGUAGAGUUUUUAUCUCUUUCAUUUGUACACGUUACUUUUGAUCGAAUGGACGGAGAUUUCCGCGAAAAUUAUAUAUAUAUAUAUAACAAAUAUCAUAUGAUGCGAUAAACAGUUUGGAAAGCCAGAUUGCGUCGGGUUAUUCUGUUUCACAACGUUAUCUUGAGCUAUAAAUUACAUCCUGUCGUCAAACGAUUAUACCAGUUGCAAAUGUGUCAAUUGAAUGGAAGAACCACUGCUGUUGUCCCACAUGUGAUGCGUUCAUCCGUCAUGUAAGAAAACAUAUACAGAAUGGAAGACCAUACUCAUUUAGAUGAUGCAGCAACCUUUAUUCAAGAAGGAAGAGCACUGCGUCGUAUUUGUAAAGGUACACGAUCAGAAGAACCUGUAUUUAGCAACAUAUUUACUUGGAUCAGUCACGAGCUGUUCAAUGACAUAGAAGUGAUGCCUAUCGCUCUUAGACAUGCGAUACAAAAACACAUUUUUAAAAAACGAAGAGACAUAAUGGAUAUACUUCUAACGUUAUUGACUGAUCCUGCGAACACCGCGAAAAAGCUCAAAGAGCAUACAAAAAAACUGUCAAAUCAAAUCAUCGACCCCACACACGAUGCAGAGAAUUGUAUAAUAUAUUUGUAUUGCCUAGCUACAUUUCUUGACGUUAAUAUCUACGUUCUGACACUUGAAGACUCAGAGUUCAAAUGGCAUGAAUUUAAGUCCCUGAAAUUACUAAGCAUAGAGCAAGAAAUAAAGUACCAAAAUAUAACUCGUAGUUUCCAAUUUGAAAGAGUUGGACACCCCGGAUUUCUUAUGAGUUAUUUCCACAUGGAAUCUAAAAACGAUAUGAAUAUCUACCCAAUAAGUCCCGCAGUCGAAAAGCCUGAAGAACCACAUUGCAUAGGACUUUUGGAGCAGCAUGCACGGCAGUUGAAACGCACGCAACUAGAUGAUAUCACGAUUCCAGCCUCAUUGGCGGCAGAUGUUCAUAGAAAUGCAGCAAAGCUCCCUCUUGUAGAACGUCUCCGUUAUUGGAUUGAAGAAUAUUGCCAAGCAACCGACUCUGGGCCUUUUGGACAAAAGACAAUUGAGAUAACAGAACCCAGCCAUCGGUACACAACGCCGUGUUCAAUCGAUAAAUGUCAUGAGGAGUUCGUAAAGCAUUUGUCCCGCAGUGACAGGGAUCAUGUUUUGGUAUUUUGUCGGAUUCUUGUCAGGCGUUGUGAAUUUACUAUACUGCGUGAGCUGUGUGCCAAUUUCGACCAUUUCGAUAUGCCAAUCAGACGUAAAUACGACGCGUUAAACAGAUUGGAGAAAGCGCAAAGACAGUUCAAUAAUGCGUUAGAAAUCGGAUCAUGUCCUACUGAAUUGCAUGAACGGAGAAGGAGAGUCAACUCAGCAGUCAUUGGAACAUCAAUAACUGGCCUAGUAGGGGGUGUACUUGGUAUUGUUGGCCUGAUACUUAUUCCAUUCACACUUGGUGCAUCACUAGGUCUUACUAUAACGGGUGGUGUGAUAGGUGGCGCAAGCAGCAUUGUUCAAGGUGGAUUCCGCGUCCAUGAAGCAGUGCAGCAAAACUGCUCGCUUAGUGAAAUAAAGGAAGGGCUAGAAAAAGUACAAGAAGAACUCCAGCAAGCGCUUACAGACUUCGCAAGUCAAUUUGAUUCACAUGCAUUUGGAGACAGAGGUCCUGAAAGUCCUGGUUGGAGUAUUAAAGGUACUAUGACAUUUGGAUCGGUUUUUCGCGUAGCUCAUAGCAUUGCAGGGAUCAUUCUUGCUGCGGUAAAAGUUGGAGCAACACUUGCAACUGUGAUCGCAUCUAUAUUUGGACCUAUUAGCGUCCUACUCGAUGGAAGCUUUUUGGUAGAAGCAAUUUACGACAAAAUUACCGGUGAUCACACUCAGGCAGGAAAGAAACUUGAAUGUUUGCGAGCCUUUCAGACCGUUCUUCAGACAACAUUUAGGGGAAAUGAAGACUUCAGCAUUUGCAUUGUAGAAAACACCAUGCAGACAAAAUAAGAAGGCACUAUACAAUUACGUGUCAAUAGUUUAAAUCUCGUUAAUCAAUCAUUUUUUUGUCUCACAUAUUGUCCGUUGCUCAUCUCGUAUUAACAUUCCGCAUAUUCAACACAUUGUAUAUGCACGUACUUUUUAUUUUAUUGAUAUUUAUAUCAUAUAUGUCCAUCUAUCUCAUUCAUUGUGGGUGCCAUUAAACUAUAAUUCAAACAAAUUACAAGCGAUGUAUUGACAAGUGAACUCUAUUGCCACCGCAUGUUACCAUAAAUUUGAAAGAGUACCAUUCACAAAAUGUCGCGAAUAAAACAAGUUAAAACACAGAUCCACUCUCACUUAAAUGGUGAAAAUGAUUGAAAAAAAUGCUUAUGUCAUGCUCGUUUUUUGUGUUCUUAACAAUAAAUUCCAUGUGAAUUUCCGGCUACGAUAUCCAAACAUUUACGAGCGAAUGCGAGAUUUGCUUCGGGCAGCUUUGGAAGCACGACGUACUUUUCAUGAAUUUGUUGUUUUUCCGACGCUGUCCGAAGCCUGUCUCGCCUUCGCUCGAAAAUGUUCAGAUAUCGUGGCGGGAAAUUAACAUGGAAUAUAUUGUCGCACAAAAAUAAACGAGCAUUUUGUAUCUCUCUAAACAUAGGUUAUAAUACCAGCGUUGAAAUUUUGGCUAUUGCUAUAAGGAACUCUUGAUUUUUUAUGGGUUAACUUUAUUUUACGAAAUAUGUUGCGAAAUAUUCGCUGAUUUUGAGAAUUAAUGUUACUUUUAGCGAAUACCAAAUACACUUGGAAACUUUUCUAACGCAACACUUUUCAAAUUUGAACAUCUCAGUCAUGAGUUAAGAUUUUGAUAUAAAAUUGCACAUGUGAUCAUUUGACUAUAUUCUGUGCAAGAUAUAACGAUACAACCAUUCAUCCGUGACAAUCGGGCGCGUUUGCACUUGGGGUAGGUGUGGUUUCAUCGUUUUGCACAUGACAAUGGUGAAACACGAUAUGAUUCUAAUUUUAUUUCAAUUUCUUUAUUUUAGGCGGGUUGAUACACCAGGAAAAAAUAACAUUAAUUUAAAAUCAAUAUGUCUCGUAUAAAAUUUCAGGAGCGCAACUGCGCAAUCGGCAUGUUGCAGGCAACCUUCCCGACUUGCCGAAGCAUCCAAUCGUCACGGAUGAAUGAUUUUAUCGUGUGCUUGCACAUACUGUAGUCAAAUGAUCACAUGUAUAAUUUUAAAUAAAAAUAUAUACUCAUAACUGAGAUAUUUAAGUUUGAAAAAUUCUGCGUCCGAAAGGUUACCAAGUGUAGUACAACGUUAUAUAAUUCCAAUUUAAUUUCAAUUUCAUCAUUCUCGGCGGGUUUUAACACCAGGAAAACAUAACAUUAAUAAGAAAAACAAUAUAAAUAUUCAUGAGCGCAAUGUUGCAAGCCGGUCGGUCAUUAAGACGUGUAAGUUAGUGCGUUUUACUUUUCACAUUAUUAUUUUACGAUAUACGAUGUUGAGAAUUUUACUUUUUAUUUGUGAGCGAAGCUCACAAAUAAUGCAGACGCAAUUUUGCAAAUCAGUAUGGAUCAGUAUGGGCUUAGCUAUGGCAGGAACCAUAACCCGUGACUGCCUGUGUGGAUAACUCCAGUUAACUUUAGCAGACGAUGAAUGAUAAAAGCGUCUGCUUUAAUCACCGCAUCUACCUAUUCUCACUGGUACAGUACAUAAAGUGUAUUAAACAACAUGUAAGAGAACGUUGGCCAGUCUAGUGUUUAUCAUUGAAAUCUGUACAUAUUGGCUGCUUUCAGGGAAAAUGGGGCUUAAUGCAAGUCAAAUAAGAUUAGCCUGUGCACACUGAUUAGCUGUAUCAAUGAUUUGAGAAAAAAAACGAACAUCUCAGCCUGUGUUUUAAGACACACUCUUUAUAAAUUUCAAUGGGUUGUGAUCAUUUCAAACUUGCGAUAUAAAAAGCUAUACCAUAAUUUUGAAAACUGAAUUGCGUCUAAGAUAAUAAAACAGCGAACAAAUUCAGUGCCUUCAGCGCUUUGAUUCAUUGAUGUUUUCAAUUUCUUAUGUUUGCUAUUUUAAUGUUGAUCAAUUUCAAUUAAAUUUACUUGAAGUAUUAGAAUUGUGUUGAAUUAGUCUGAUUCCGAAUUUUAAAAACAGUUCUAAAUUAAAGGAGCUUUAUUUAUUUCAAUACGUAUAGCGUUAGAAAAGUCUCCAAGUGUAAAGUGAUAUGUAUUUUGCAUAUCCUAAUAUGAAAAGGGGAAAACAUUUGUCUGAGACAGAAUGGCAUCAUUCACAUUAGCUGGGUUUCAUCUAGUGUAUAACUAUUAAAAUGUGGCAUAUUGGUUACAUGAUAUGUUGAUCUUUAAUCGACUGAAGUCACAUAGGUGGUUCAAAUCGGUGUGACCAAGAUCAGCCAUUGGACAAAGAUUGAACAUUAAUCUGACAAUUUUCGUCUAUGUCCACUGCAGUUUAUUUUUAUAUGGAUUGUUAUUAUACCAAUCAAAAUGUGCAUAGUUAAAUUGACAAUAUAUCAAUGACAUAACGAAUAACCGUUUAGUAUGCUCAGUGAGCUACUCACUUUGACAAAAGAGGCUGGGUAUUAGCCUUUAUCGUUAAUUACUCAGCCAUAUCGCGAAAUGACAAGUGUUUAUCUUUGGUUAAACCGAGAUAGUUUACUUAAGAAGAAAAUGCAAUUGAUGUACCAUUUAAUGUCUUUAUAUCCGAAUGAAUGUAUGCAUAUUUAUAAAAAAUUAAAUAAAAACAGAUUCAUUUACACGAGAAUUUUAAUUAUUCCUAAUUAACUAUUCAAUAAUCUUCAUUGGUAGUUUUGUUAUAGAUUCUAUCAUUUUGUGACAUUUUAAGAUUUAUAUCGCUCGUCUAAUGAUAUUGCAUCGAAUCCUUUGUUUAAUAAUUUACAAAUUAUAAAAAACGCAAUUGCUGCGUCAGAAGUGCGUGUGAUUGUACAUAUAUGACCUUAUAAUUGCAAUAGUAAUGUUAUAUAAAUGUGUUUUAUGCGAAUCUACAUAAACCGUUGUUGUUAAAGCUUUUCUGAAUUAUAUCACUUCAAGUUUGUUGUAUGUCUGUUUAUGUUUAUAACGCAUAUUAGUAUACAUCAACUAUUACGAUAAUACAUGCAGUCGUGUUACAGUUUUGAACCAACGACCCUGUUUAUCUUUAUUUUUUAUUCACACAACAUAUAUGACUAUGUAAUAUGCUUAUUUGUUUUAUUCUGUUUUCUAUGUUAUGUGCGAGUUUGCGUAGUAACAAAACUGCUGAAAUAGACAUGCUUUAUAUGGGCAAUUAAAAAAAACGUCACUGUU